GAACACAAAGUAUCACCUCCAUUGGAUAUUCCUCAGGGUUAAAUCUGGACAAGUCGAUAACUGGACUGGAAGGCAGAGGUCCAAGAAUUGGGCUUUGAGGAGCCGAAGAGCUGUUGAAUACGACGCCAGCGCCCAUGGGAUGUUCUUCCGUUCUUCUGUAUCCGGUGCAGACGCAUUCAGAGCUAUUAUUUCCCUGGCCAGAUGUUUGGAUAAUGGAUAACAAGAUAACUGAAAACGAGACCCCCGAGGUUGCCAAGAAAGAUAACGAAGCAUGUAAGACGAUCGAACAAACUAAGGAGAGGAAAAAUAUGAAGGAAGAAAAGGCGAGAAAAAAGGAUGACAAGAGUGUGGAGCAGGUUUUGAAGGCGUUGAGUAGUCUGGAUACGGCAGAGGAAAAACUGGCGGCGAUGUGUAAAAAGUAUUCCGACAUUGUGGACGACAAUCGAAAGCUCCAGUUGGCGUUAAAACAGGCUGAGAAAAAGGUGGUGGUGAUACAACGGGAGAAGGAACAGUUUCAGAGCGAGCAUAGCAAGGCGAUAUUGACUCGAAGUAGGCUCGAAAGUUUGUGCAGAGAAUUGCAGAGGCAGAACAAGGCGGUCAAAGACGAAAGCUUGCUCAAGAUCAGGGAGGAGGAAGAAAAGCGAAAAGAAGUAUCUGCCAAAUUUCAGAGCACAUUGUCGGAGAUAACUGCCUUGAUGAGCCAGAAUAAUGAGAAGAACACAAAACUACACGAAGACAAUUUGGAGAUGACAAAAAAGUUUAAGUCCGUCUGCGAACAGUACGAAAUUCGCGAACAGCAGGUUGAAAAAAUGCAACAGCAGAUGAAACUCGAGGCCCAAUUGGCGGAGGCUAAAUUAGCCAAGGCUAAAAUGGAGAUGGCUGCUGAGAAGGAAGUACUUCUCAAAGAAAAGCAACAGCUUUUACUGAACCUAACGGAGUACCAAGUCAGGAUACGAGAACAUCAGGCAACAGAGGUCGGCCUUAGAGGGCAGAUUAGUAUGUACACAGAUAAGUACGACGAGUUCCAAAAUGCUCUUACUAAAAGUAACGAAGUCUUCGGUGGGUUCAAAGACGAAAUGGAGAAGAUGUCGAAGAAAAUAUUGAAGCUGGAGAAGGAGACGAGUUCGUGGAAACAGCGCUGGGAAAAUAGUCACGCGGCGCUUCUCGAGAUGGCAGCAGACAAGCAGCAAAGGGAUGCGGAGUUAGCUACUACGAGUAGAAAGCUGGCGCAGCUCCAGCAGCUUUGCAGAGCUCUCCAGGGUGAGAGAGCUUCGCUGUUGGCGCAGUUGAGGGGAAAAGACGCUGCGAGUGCGGGUCCGGAAGCGACGGACGAGGCUGUGAACGAGGAGAGCAUCAAGUCUAUAAAGCAGGUUGACGAUAUAUCGAAGGACUGUCAACAGUUGAAAGAGAAUCUCGUAUAUCUGCAAGGCUCUCUGGCAGAAGCGAUAAAGAAAGAAGAAGAAGAGAAACUGCAGAAGGCUGACAAGGAAGAAGCUCAACGCCAGAAACAGGAGCCAGAUGAACGACAAAAAGUGGUGAUAUUAAACACAAACGUUGAACAUUCGACGGAGUCGAAAUCCGAGAUAAACGACGAGGCACAGUUGAAAAACAAAGAGAACAACGUCGCGGCGUCGAGUCCUGCGGAAAUCGAGUCAGACGAAUCUAAAGUGGAAAAUGGUGAAACGAACGGCGGCUCUACAAUCAGCGUUGAAACGCCUCGUGAGAUAAACGGAGAAAACGAAUCAGCGACAGCUUUAAAUGAUUCUGUAACGAAUAAAAAUGCCAGUAUUGAAGGGCCGGUCGAACCAGCGGUUGAAGAUUCCUGUCCAGCGUUAAAGGACGAAGAUAAAUCAGCGGAAUCUGCCUGCCCAGGAACGAAGAAAGGAAAGGACGGUAAAAAGAAAAAGAAAUAGGCAUCGGUGAGCCGCGGAAUUUCGAUUAUUUUCAACCUCAUCGACGAGAAGAACUUACCCUAUAGUUAUACGCGUAUAUAAGUAUAGUUAUUAGCGACAAUACACGACUUAAAAAUCAAAACGGAUUAACAAUACGUAAAUUAUCACGAAAUAUUCACUUUCUUUAUACGACACGUAGUAUGCAUAUAGUACCUACAUUACAAACAUGGAGCAGAUAUUUAUUUAAAAUAAUUAUAUACAACACGUAGUUAUUAACGAAUGAUUUUUGUGCCUUCGAAUAAUCAUGCUCUACCAGACUUAUAUGUAAUAAUAUUUCAAUUUGUAAAUUAGGUACACCUAGGCACCUUAGCCUUUUAUAUAUAUACGAAGAAAAGAGUAUGAGAGAAAAAAAAAACAACAAAAAACAAAGGAAAUAACUUUUCUUACGACUUGUUAGUUCGAGUUAAUCGAUUCCGAAACGUCGCUGAAACCUGAUCAACUAGCGAAAUUCCUCAGUUUCCGAUGAAACCCCGUUUUCAUCGCUGUAAAAUCGUUGUAACAACUCUUACUCGUCGCAACGGUGUAAAUAGAAACCCUCGUAAAAUCUU
Messenger RNA from Diprion similis, 2500 nucleotides. RefSeq names its product gamma-taxilin. The coding region runs from base 135 to 1913 and encodes 592 amino acids. The record is from RefSeq and is a predicted model, not a curated record. The transcript is spliced from 6 exons. Lineage: Eukaryota; Metazoa; Arthropoda; Insecta; Hymenoptera; Diprionidae. Gene Ontology annotation, molecular function: syntaxin binding.